AUGAAUAGCGGAGGUCCUCAACAGAAUAACCACACAAGUAUGAAUAAUAAUACAGGUACUGGUGCUAACGCAAAUACCAUCAACAAUUCAAGGUUUUCUGAAGUUCAUCCGAUACCAGCGAAUUGGUUUACCAUUCCCAAUAUUAACAAUAGUGGUAAUAACUUGGAAAACAAUCCAGAAAAUGUUACUAGCGAAAAUGCUACUGGCGAAAAUGGCGCUAGUGUGAACUUGAGACAACAAGAAAAUCAAGUACUUGCUAAUUUACAAAGACAAAGAAUAAGUUUCAUUAAUUCAAGUGAGCAAGCGAAUAGAAGAUUAUUCCAAAUAUUUAAUCCGAAUCACAAUAGCUACGACGAUCGAACCAGUAAUGCCAGUGCGCUUGUUGAUGAAUACACUUUGGAUCAAUAUAAUACACUCGUUCAAGGUAUCAUUAGUAAUUUUAAAGAUAAAUGUUCGCAAACUUUAGAGCAGAUAUGCAAUAAAUUUCACACGAGACAUGUGGAUCUAUUAGAAAAGUUUAAACAGGAUAACCAAAAUUUAAAAGACAUGCAACUAGAAGUCGAUACAGAUAGAAGAAGUAGCAUACCAACUUUAUCUCCAGAGGAUCGUGUUUUGAAAUUACAAGAUAUUAAAAGAUUGGCCAACUUACAAAAAACUAGGAUAAGGUUGGGAGAAAUGGACAUGGCUAGUUUGAAAAGUAUUAGACAAAAAUAUGAACAAAUAAUUGAUAAUUUUUCUAGGGAAUUUGCUCAAAAAUUCCAUGGUAUUAUUGAAAAUGAUAAUCAAUUUAUGAACUUUAAAACAUUAAUUAAUAAAUAUUUAAAAGAAGUUUACGCUUUGAAGUAUUUUAAGGCUACGAACAACAAUGAUUUAGGAAACACUACUAACAUCGAUAUUAGGACACCAACUACUGUCUCCUUCGUAUCUAACAAUCAAUUGACUUCCAACACAUUGAACGGUAAUAAUGUGCACCAUAUUGGUAAUUUUGGGUUUUUAUCAACAUUUUCUAAUGGUAGUAACCUGGUAGUAAAUAACGACGAUGGAAAUGCCACUGCCAAUAUAGUUCCAGAAAAAAAAAAAUUCCCGUUAAAUAAAGUUCCUUUGGAAAUUAUGGGGCUAAUAUUAGAAAGAAUAAAUAAGAAAUCGGAAUUGGUAAUGUUAUUGCCUGUUUGUAGGGCUUGGGCUGAAAUCAUUGUAAAAAUUAUUUAUUAUAGGCCCCAAUUAGAUAAAAAACAUCAAUUGGAUGCAUUUAUGGAAACUAUGGUUAAGUUAGGUUCACAGACUGUUUUUGAUUAUAGAUUCUUCAUUAAAAGAUUGAAUUUUUCAUUUGUUGCCGAUCAUAUUACCGACGAAAAACUACUCCACUUUACAGGGUGUCCUAAUUUGGAGAGAUUAACCCUAGUGUUUUGUAGAAACGUUACUUCUUCAUCUAUUUCUUCAGUUUUGACUAAUUGUACCUAUUUGCAAAGUGUCGAUGUUACAGGUGUUAAACAGAUCAACGAUAAUAUAUUUAACACUUUGGCCUAUGAUUGUCAAAGAGUGCAAGGUUUCUAUGUACCUCAAGCAAGUUUAGUUUCCUAUGACGCUUUAGAUACCUUUAUAACACAUGCGACAUAUUUGAAAAGAAUUAAAAUAACAGCUAACAAACGAAUGAAUGAUGAAUUAGUCGAAAAGAUGGCGCAUAUGUGCCCAUUAUUGGUAGAAGUUGAUAUCAGUGAUUCGCCAAAUGUCCACGACGAAAGUUUGCUAGUUUUGUUUUCUAAAUUGAGUCAAUUAAGAGAGUUUAGAAUUACACACAAUACUAACGUAAGUGAUAAACUUUUCUUGGAUUUAUAUAAAUAUGUUAAGCAUUUGCCUGCUUUACGACUAGUGGAUAUUAGUGCUUGUGAAAAUAUAACUGAUAAGGGCAUUGAAAAACUAGUUGAUAUGUCGCCAAAGUUAAGGAAUGCUUUUUUGGGUAAAUGUAGUAAGAUAACAGAUCGUUCAUUAUUUGCUUUAUCAAAAUUAGGCAAAAAUUUACAAACCCUGCAUUUUGGGCAUUGUUACAACAUCACUGAUCGCGGGGUACAAAGAUUAACUUCUCGUUGUAUCAGGUUGCAAUACGUGGAUUUUGCUUGCUGUAUAGAGCUAACUAACAAAAGCCUAUACGAAUUGGCAGACUUACCCAAGUUAAAACGUAUUGGUUUGGUUAAAUGUUCACAGAUUACCGAUGAAGGUUUGUUAAACAUGGUCAGCAUGAGGGGUAGAAAUGACACAUUGGAAAGAGUACAUCUUUCAUAUUGUACCAACUUAAGCAUAUAUCCUAUUUAUGAGUUACUAAUGGCCUGUCCAAGAUUGUCUCAUUUGUCUUUGACAGCCAUCCCAUCAUUUUUAAGGCCUGAUAUUACCACCUUUUGCAGAGCACCACCUUCGGAUUUCAGUGAAAACCAACGUCAAAUAUUUUGCGUUUUUAGUGGCAAAGGUGUCCAAAGAUUACGUCACUACUUAAUGAGCAUUAUUACACCAACAAGUUCUCCUCAAACUUCCAUCAAAGAGGUUUUGUUGAACUAUUUGUACACUUAUGGUUUAUGUAAGAACGGCGAGACUCCAAACGAAGCAUUAGAAAGGCUAUCUAUCGAGGUUGACCAAGAAUCCGUAGCUAUUUUGACUGCUGCACAGGCUAGCCCAUUCACCAAUGCAUCCUUGAAUAAUGAGAACGAAUUGCAAAAUAUGAAUUUUGAAAGAUUAGAAGAAGUUUUUGGUGCAUUCCAUCCAGUUCCGCAAGAUGCACUUUUGACCACAGAUUUAGCAAACCAGCUAGUCUUGCAACUUGAUCACGAAUUUGUAGAUAAUCCGUUAUAUAACGAUUUUGAUAAUUCUGGUAGUAGUGAUGAAAGCAAUGGAAACAACUUUUACUAUCACUAUGACGAUCCUGUUUUCACAGUUGCGCCAGGAGCAAGUAGACAGAUAAAUAUGGAGUUAUGUGAAAUUGUGAGAAAGAUCGCAUUAUUGCAAAAAAAAAUAGCUGAUUUUGAAGUUAAUGUGGCCAGUAUAUCGAGAGUCCAAUUUCAAUUUGCUGGAUGUUUAAUUAACACAAUGGUUUCUAUAUAUAAUGAAAUGCAUAAUUUAAAUAGGAAAAUUGCACGUUUACAAAGUUCUAUAUAUAGUAACGGUAGUGGUAUUGAUAACGAGAGGGAUCUAAUAGGUAUUGCAUUUUGGAGAUUUUGGUGGAGGAAAAAGAUUUUUGAAUCAUUUGCUAAUUAUAGAUUGAGUACUGUUGCAUUAAGGUUGUAUUUGAAAGAAAAUAUUGCUGCUUUAACCAGAUAUAGAGAGAUUUCGAUAGCAAGAUAUCGUGAGCAAUGGAAUGAAACAAAUGGUGAUAAUCUCGUGACUAAUAAUGAUAAUAAUACUAAUGAUAAUAAUAAUACUAAUAACAGCGGUAAUAACAGCAUCCAGGGAGAUGGUGGUUCGAGUGACGAUCUAGGUUCUAUAUCCACUGGGCUUGAAGGAUCAGGUAGUGGUGAUGGAAAUCCCGGUAUUUCGGAAAGCACUGAAGCCUUUAAUGUGGAGUUAGCAAGAAGAUUAAGAAAUCAUAGAAACGACAAUGGUUUACCACCACCACAAUUGCAACAGCAACCUUUAGUUAAUAUUGACAACACUCAGAAUAUGAGUAAUUUGAGGCAUCCAUUUUUCAUAACAAGAAAUCAAUAUUUAGUGCCUGAUGAGACUGGUACGAUUAUUGAAAGGACGUUCCAAUCGCUACCUCUGCCUUCAGGCGGGCAAGAGCAACAACGAUUGACUGGUUUAGGUGUGACAAUGAAUAAUAAUAAUAAUAAUAGUAAUAAUAGUAAUAUUGCUAGAGUUUCUAUUAACACUAAUAAUGUUUCUAAUUUUACUCCCAAUUCCGCACCCAUUCCGAUUACCAAUAGCAAUGAUAAUAAUACCGAGCGUCCUGCAACACAAACUGAAACUAUUGUUCCCGAUCAUGAGGUGGAAUUGAUCAACCGUGAUGUUGAUUCAAUGAUGGAAGACUAA
Saccharomycodes ludwigii is the source of this 4014-nucleotide messenger RNA. RefSeq names its product SCF ubiquitin ligase complex subunit GRR1 (gene GRR1). Gene Ontology annotation, biological process: SCF-dependent proteasomal ubiquitin-dependent protein catabolic process. Gene Ontology annotation, molecular function: protein binding. The transcript has a single exon. Gene Ontology annotation, cellular component: SCF ubiquitin ligase complex. The record is from RefSeq and is a predicted model, not a curated record. The coding region runs from base 1 to 4014 and encodes 1337 amino acids. NCBI's taxonomy places the organism in Eukaryota, Fungi, Ascomycota, Saccharomycetes, Saccharomycodales, Saccharomycodaceae.